AACUCUGUGGGUAGUUGUUAGUUACACCGUAAACGCCGAUUGCGCUAAACAUCAGAAGUGUGUUAAAAUGGAAAAUAGCAAGCAAAAGAUAAAAAACUUAAUUCACAAUCAUCAGGAACUAGACUUCAUUGAACUAUUGCGUGCUGGAUUUGACCCUAAUUUAGAAGGUGGUUGGCCAAUUCGACUAGCAGCUCGACAUGGCUGUACUGAUAUUGUAGAGGCUUUGCUUCAGUUUGGAGCAAAUCCACAUUUAUUGAGUGAAUCAGGUGCAUCAACGUUACAACUCGCAGUUUUUUCUGGCGAACACUGGGAUACUGAUAAAUGGACACCGUUACUGUCGUGUUGCGAUUCAUCCCAGUUGGCUGAUGGCGCAGCUGUAGCAAUUAUCUUUAAUAACGUUGAGGCUUUAAACAAGAUUUUAACGACUGGGAGAUGUAAUACUAACAUACCUACUACUUUAACAGGGAAAACAUUAGAAGUUUUGGCAAAAGCCUACAAAUUGAGCGAAUUAUUGAACACAUCAACAAUCAAUGAACAUCCUACACCAACUACUAUGGCGUCUUCACGAAUGUCAAGACAAGAGAGAAUGGUGCAUUCGCCAUCAUCACCGUUUCACAGUUCGAAUAGAAAUUUAUCGCCGUCUGUUGCUCAUUUUUUUAAUCAAACGGCACAUCAGACAUCGUUAUCACCUUCAAGGAGUACCAUGAUAAUUAAUUCUCCUACAGGGGACGCUAAUCGCCGGUUAUUAUAAAAUAAUCAAGUGGUAUAAAACGCACUUUUAUAAUUUUUAUAAAAGAAAGAUUAAUAUAAAAUGUUAGAAAGAGUAUGGAGACACUAAGUUUUAGAUAUAUGUACCUACAGUUUUUAUUACCUAUAUUAUUUAAGACAAAGCUAGCCAUGACGUUUAAUCAUAAUAAAAAUCAAUGAUAAUGACAAUUAGUUUAGAAAUUUUAUAUUUGUGUAAUGACUAAUUAGAAAUAAUGAAUAGUUAAGCAAGCAGAGAAUAAUAUAAUGAUAAUAAAAGUAA
Molecule: messenger RNA, 1027 nt
Organism: Spodoptera litura
Lineage: Eukaryota; Metazoa; Arthropoda; Insecta; Lepidoptera; Noctuidae
Molecular function (GO): protein binding
Source: RefSeq, a predicted model, not a curated record